Molecule: messenger RNA, 2137 nt
Organism: Cyclopterus lumpus (lumpfish)
Lineage: Eukaryota; Metazoa; Chordata; Actinopteri; Perciformes; Cyclopteridae
Product: cell cycle control protein 50A-like
Exons: 7
Coding region: 52-1161 (369 amino acids)
Biological process (GO): phospholipid translocation
Cellular component (GO): plasma membrane; Golgi apparatus; endoplasmic reticulum
Source: RefSeq, a predicted model, not a curated record
UUCACUUCCUCGUUCGCCUCAACUUCCCCUCGGCGAAAAACAAACAAAACAAUGAUGGCGACCAGUUACAACGCCAAAGACGAGGACGGGCGCGUCACCGUGUGCGGCCCCGGCGGCGGGCCGCUGCUGCGGGGCAAGAAGCCGGAAAACACCGCGUUGAAGCAGCAGCGGCUGGCCGCCUGGCAGCCCGUCCUCACCGCCGGCACCGCGCUGCCGGCCCUGUUCGCCGUCGGGCUGCUCUUCAUCCCCGUUGGCGUCGGCCUGUUCGUGACGUCGAACAACAUCCGGGAGUUAGAGAUCGACUACACGGGAGCAGACGCGUCCAGUCCCUGCUUCAGCUGCUCCCAGAGCUUCAGCUGGAACAGCACGAGGCCGUGCACCUGCACCGUCCCCUUCUACCUGGAGCAGCCGUACGAGAGCAACGUCUACGUGUAUUACGGCCUCUCCAACUUCUACCAGAAUCACCGUCGCUACGUGAAGUCGAGGGACGACGGCCAGCUGAACGGAAACGAGAAGUCCCUCACGGAGCCCAGUAAGGAGUGCGAGCCGUACGCUUACCGUGACAACGAGCCCAUCGCGCCGUGCGGCGCCAUCGCCAACAGCAUGUUCAACGAUACGCUGGAGCUGUUUUACAACGACCCCAACGGCACGAAGAUCCAGAUUCCUCUCAACGCGACCGGCAUCGCCUGGUGGACCGACAAGCACGUGAAGUUCGGGAACCCCGGAGGCAACGACCAGAACCUCAGCGCCGCCUUUCAAGGGACGACCCGGCCGGUGAACUGGCGCCGGCCCGUGUACGAGCUGGACUCGGAUCGGGGCAACAACGGCUUCGUCAACGAGGACUUCAUCGUGUGGAUGAGAACCGCCGCCCUGCCGACCUUCCGCAAACUCUACCGCAUCAUCGGCAAAAAAGACAACGUGGUUCCCACUCUGCCGCGAGGAAACUACACGCUGGAGGUCGUCUACAAUUAUCCCGUCCGCAGCUUCGAGGGCAGGAAGCGGGUGAUCCUGAGCACCAUCUCCUGGAUGGGCGGCAAGAACCCGUUCCUGGGCGUCGCGUACAUCGCCGUGGGCGCCGUCUGCUUCUUCCUGGGCGUCGUCCUGCUCGCCAUGCACCACAAGUGCGGCAACCGGAACGGCGACGGCGACAUUUCCAACUGAGGUGGGGGGGGGGGGGGGGGGGGGGGGGCGAGUGUUGGCGCGGGAACGCCCACGUCCAGGUUUUUUUUAGGGUUCAAAGUCGCCGAUCAUUUCCCAAAACGUGGAGAAGCAGCCACACGUGCACUGAUGCCGCCUCCAGACGGGAAUAUGUCCUGGGGAAGGAAGCACGUUUUUUAAUGAGAUACGUUUAGGAAUCGUUCUGAUCCGGGACGCAGGAUGUUUAACAGGAUGCUGCUGCAGUCGCACGCAGAUUAUUGCUCUGAUGUAAGAAAAUAUAAACAUAGUUAUUAUGCUGCUACGCCCGUGUAGACGUGGUUGCUCUCCUGGCUGCUCCGAGGGGAUGAAUGCCGCUCGUCUCUGAGCUCCGAGCUGGUCCCGUCAAAGUGAGCCGGUAUGGUUGUUUCCGAGUCCCGCGUUGCAUGCUGGGUAGCCGAGAUGUCUUUGUGCCUCGUCUGUGACAUCAGCCAACUGUCAAACUUCAAAAAGAUCCUGUCGAGCAGGUUCCACGUCGGAGGGAAGUGAAAACGUUUGUUGCUUAAGAGAACAAUACAAACAAGUCAUGUUUCAUUUUGUUUGUAAUUAUUUGUAUUGUUUGCAUUGUUAAGACAGUUUGAGGAACCUGAUCCAGAAAGCUGCACAUUGACGCUUCGUCGUGGCUUCAGUGUUUGUCAUCCGUGCAAUAAUAACAAUGAUAUCAACAUAUGACUCAAUACAUGUGAUUUAACAUCAAUAAUGUCUCAACAUUUACAUCUAAUACACUAGUUUUACACCAGAAUCCUGCCAUUUUUUCAGAUAUUUAGUUAAUUAAUAUGUGCUGCAUGUUUAAAUGCGCUCAGUGAAAAUGUUUCUUAUUGUUUCUUUUAAUACAUUUCAUCCAGAUACAUUGUCUCCAAUCAUUAGACAUUUAUUUUUAUACUCCAUCUGCGUUCUGUUGUUGCUUUAAGUGAAUAAAUGUGUCAAAUUAUAUUGAAACAGG